AUGGUACCCCUGUCGGUCCUUCAUCGUCCAACGAUUCUGGGCCCUCCGAAAUCGCCGACGGCGGUCUCUACUGACUCUGCACCAGCUCCACCCGCCGACGGUAGUACUGAUGAAGUCAUGGAAGAGCCACCCUCUGGCUCUAUCUCACCCAUCGACCCGCCAUCAUCUGAUGACGUUCCGAUGGACCAGCCGUCUCCUGCCGCCGAACCCGGCUCUUCGCCUCCGCGCGCUGAUCCGCGCCCGACAAUGGCUGACGUGCUUGGUCAGCAGGAAAAUCUUCGCCGCGACCACGCCGAAGCUGAUGUCGCGCGUCGUCGGGUGGAGACUCCCAAGCCUCUCGUGAGUGACAUCGAGUCGAUCGAGCGCCAAUACGCCGCUGGUGGUGAUUAG
This is a messenger RNA of Peronospora matthiolae, 390 nucleotides long. The record is from the annotation of a GenBank genome assembly. Lineage: Eukaryota; Oomycota; Peronosporomycetes; Peronosporales; Peronosporaceae.